AUUACAUGUGUAUGAGCUGAGUUUCUCAUCAGGUGGAGGAGGGGAUGGUGGUCGGUGUGACACCAGAUGGCUGUCAAGCAGCAGACCACUGUUCAAGACCAACCGCAUGUAUUUUUAAAUGACAGGCUGCGAUCAUGUGACCAAUGUGCUGAUGGGAGUAAACACAGAAGAGGUCCUGAGCUGUCUGUAAGGAGGCAGGUUGGGGCGGUGGAUGGGUCACAUAACACAGGACUUUCCCUUGGAGGCAGCUGUUUGGAACCGUGUGAACUUUGAGUGAAUUUUAGGUCAUUUUAAGAUUUCAUGGACUGGUGGCCUGUCAGCUGAUAGAGCAGCAGCCAUUGUGAAGACAUCAGUCACAGAGAGACAAGGUGCAGCUGGAAUAAUAUAUAAAGGCAGAUGACAGAGAGGUAAAGCGCAGCAGUGCAGACAGCCAGUGAAUAAGCGAGCUGUACCUCUGUGGGUCCUGUCACCAGCACAGAUCUGAAGGUGUUGCUGUGUGAACAAUGCAUGAGCGAUGUCUGAUGUUGAGGCCACGUACGCAGACUUCAUCGCCUCCGGCAGGACAGGACGCAGGAACGCCAUGCACGACAUUCUGCAGAGUCCCACCGACCCCGAGGGACGAGAAAUGCCCCUCACCCUGUCCCUGUCCCAGCUGCACAUCAACGCAGGAGGGGGAGAUGGAAACGACACUGAGGACAGCCAGAGCUCUUCUUCCUCGACCCACAGGGAGGUGGAGCAGAGGAACAGCUAACCUGCCACACACUCCUGCCAGUGGACACAGAGCUGCAAGAUGGAUUUCAGCUGCCAUUGUGAUGAAGCCGAUGGUCCACAGUGGUCUGGUAACCGGAGGGUAGCACCACCACUGCUGAGGUGCCUAUAAACAGGGCACUGACCCCCCUAAAUCCACUGUAGAGGCGCUGUGCUGUGCUGCGAUGUGAUCACCCAGUGCUCUCAUGUCCCUGUGGCUCUGCUGUGCACUAGAAUAACAGACUGUUGGCAGGGGUGUAUUUCAGAGUUGGAGUAAGCAGAGAGUCAAAUCUGUAGCUCAUGUACAGCUGAUUUUACUUUCAGUCUUAGUUACUAAACACACAGGCUGGAUGGAUGGAAUGAAAAAAGAAAAUAGAUGUGAAUUUGUAGUUGUGCAGGCAAUUUGUAAGACCGCUGAGACGUGCUGAUGUAAUGGGUCACAGUGGGAGUAGCAUGUUUGUAGUGAUGCUGAUAGAGAUUAUAUUGCCAGUUAAUGGCUUGUGCUUCCUUUGAAUUGACAAUACUUUGGAGGGAAUUGGACUACUCAACUGUAGUGAAACACCAUGAAUAAAAACACUGGGGUUUGGUUACUUUAUCUCUUGAAAGGUGUGUUCACUAAAUCUGUUGUGUUUGAUGGACAAAAUCCAGUCAAGUGUGAAACUGGUUUGUACUGUAGAAAGCAGCAGACUGGUUGGUAAUGUGACACUGUUAUGUUGACCAACAACACUUAAUAAUGCCGUACAUUUACAGUGAGUACAGUAGGAACGACAUAUUUCAAUGGUUCAGUGGUUAAAAGAAUGAUGAUGGUGUACUAUCUUUUAAAAUGUUGAUACUUUUUAAAAAAGAAAACACUUUUCUAAUGAUGCCAUUAUGUAUAAUCACAACCUUAAAGGAGCAGUUUGAAAUUUUGGGAAAUACUCUUACUUGCUUUCUUGCCAAGAGUUUUGAGAAGAUUGAUGCCACAGGUUCCCACGGGUCCUUGAAAUCCAAUCAAGGCCUUGAAAGUUUUUAAAAUUAGACAUUUGAUAUGGUCUGCAAUUACUGUUAGGCGGGAUUUAUACUCGUGCGGCAGGCCUACGCACGUGGCCAACACUGUUGUGGGCAUUUAUACCUCUGCGGUGGUGUGUCUGUGUCACUCUGCAGUUACACCUCCAAAACACUGGUCGGCAGUGCUGUAAAGUUUAGUUGAUUUAAAACACACCCAAAACACAGGUUAAACAUGGCUUAAUAGAGAUAAUUUCAAACACAAGUACACAAAUCAGCUUCACUAUAACUCACAGCAUUCCCAGACAUAGCACUUGUGUUAAUCCAGACACAUUUUCCCCACAAAUACAACAUGCUAUACAUGUUUUUAGCACAAGCCUAUGGCAUUUUACAUUGUAUAAAUUAGCCUUGCAGCUAGCGAACUUUUCCUCUUCUCGUAGGAAGUCAGGGACAACAGCAGCAUUUAACAAAGGUAACGUGACAAAAUUCAGCUCCAUUACAACUCACAAGGUUCACUGACAAAACAACUGUCUUACAUUAAACUCAUUUUCCAAACAAAUAUAAAAUGCUAACGUUAUUAGCACAAGCCUAUGGCAUUUUACAUUGUAUAAAUUAGCCUAGCGAAAAGCC
Epinephelus moara (kelp grouper) is the source of this 2361-nucleotide messenger RNA. Its product is annotated as cAMP-dependent protein kinase inhibitor alpha-like. The record is from RefSeq and is a predicted model, not a curated record. The transcript has 5 exons. Lineage: Eukaryota; Metazoa; Chordata; Actinopteri; Perciformes; Serranidae. Gene Ontology annotation, molecular function: cAMP-dependent protein kinase inhibitor activity. Bases 515 to 751 code for a protein of 78 amino acids. Gene Ontology annotation, cellular component: cytoplasm; nucleus. Gene Ontology annotation, biological process: negative regulation of cAMP-dependent protein kinase activity.